Messenger RNA from Closterium sp. NIES-65, 657 nucleotides. The record is from the annotation of a GenBank genome assembly. NCBI's taxonomy places the organism in Eukaryota, Viridiplantae, Streptophyta, Zygnematophyceae, Desmidiales, Closteriaceae.
AUGAUCUGCAAGCUUUUCCUACAAUGCGAUAGGACAGACGGUCUCUCCCUGUUCGAUCUCACGUCCGGUGCUUCUCCUUCCCCUCCUGCCGAUGCUGACAGCACUGGACCACUUCCUCUCUCUUUGCCCCACCACACUCACGUUGACCUCCUCAAGGAGCGCCUCCUGGCAGCAGAUAAGAGUAUAGUCGCUGUAGGAGCCUCUCGUGGUAGGGGCAAGGGGGGCAAGGGCGCUGGAGGAGCUGGCGGGGGCGGUGGAGGUGGCGGUGGAGGUGGUGGAGGGGGUGGGGGUGGUGGUGGGAGUGGUGGCGGGGGUGGGGGCGUCGGUGGCGGUAGUGGAGGCGGAGGAGGCGGCGGCGGUGGCGGUGGGAGCGGAGGAGGAGGCGGUGGCGGCGGUGGUGGAGGUGGAGACGGCAGCAGUGGAGCUGGUCGAGGCGGCUCUGCGCAGAGGGGCGGCUCCGAUGGUGGUCAGCGCCAACAGCAGCAGCGCACUCGUGAGACCCCGCCCCCUACCAGCUUCUCGGGGGUUGCUAUCUUUGAUCUUGAUUAUGAUGCUAUUCUUGCUGCCAUGUAUGCUGUGUCUACUAAUGAUGAGGGUGACUGUUACCCGUUUGUUCCGCCUGACCCGGGCAUUGGGACUGUUGGUGUAAGGGCCUAA